This is a messenger RNA of Morus notabilis, 2325 nucleotides long. RefSeq names its product exocyst complex component EXO70B1. Bases 175 to 2085 code for a protein of 636 amino acids. Lineage: Eukaryota; Viridiplantae; Streptophyta; Magnoliopsida; Rosales; Moraceae. The record is from RefSeq and is a predicted model, not a curated record. The transcript has a single exon. Gene Ontology annotation, biological process: exocytosis. Gene Ontology annotation, molecular function: phosphatidylinositol-4,5-bisphosphate binding. Gene Ontology annotation, cellular component: exocyst.
ACCGCGUUUUCCAAGGUCUUUCCUUUCUUGCUCUUUAAAAUUUUCCUCAAACAUAUGCCCAAACUAAACCAUGUCUGAAUUUCAUAUUUUCUUCUCUCAAUCGUAGGAGAAGUUGAGCUUGAUUCUUAAAUCCUAAGGAGAGGAAAAAAAAAAGGACAACAAAAGACAAAAACAAUGGCUGAGAACGGCGAAGAGAAAUGGUUAGCCGUUGCGCGCCACAUAGCCAAAACCCUGGGAAGCAACGAUACUAUGGCGGACGAUAUUUUGCAGAUAUUCUCCAACUUCGACGGGAGAUUUUCUCGCGAGAAAUUGUCCGAGAAGGUUGUCGGAGAAGACGAUCCCAGGGCCUGCGCCGUAUUGGAUCACGCCCUCAAGUCCCUCGACCGUCAGAUCUCCCAGUACGUGGCGGCGGACCAGCCAAUCUGGCUCGACCCCGCCGACUCCUCCGCCUUCCUCGACGCCAUCGACGAGCUCAUCGCCACCGUCAGGGAGUGGAGCCACUUGGCAGAGGAGAAGAACGUCAGCGCGUGUCUCGCACGGGCCGACGACUUGAUGCAGCAGGCCAUGUUCCGAGUCGAGGACGAGUUUAGGUCGUUGAUGGAGCGCGGCGGCGAGUCGAUCGAGCUGAGCCGCUCUUACGGGAACGGCGAGACGGCCGGGAACUUGUCCUGCGAGUCGGAGGACGAGGAGGAGGAAGGAGAAGCGGAGGGAGGUGAGGAGAGCCAGAUUCCGACGGCUAGGCCGAUCGGCGACUACGACAUCGUGAUCGACGCGCUUCCGUCGGGGACGAUCAACGACCUCCACGAAAUGGCGAAGCGGAUGGUGGCCGCCGGGUUCGGGAAGGAGUGCUCGCACGUGUACAGCAGCUGCCGGAGGGAGUUCCUGGAGGAGAGCCUCUCGAGGUUAGGGUUGAAGAAGCUGAGCAUCGAGGACGUCCACAAGAUGGCGUGGCAGGACCUCGAGGACGAAAUCGAGCGGUGGAUCAAGGCCGCCAACGUCACGCUUCGGAUCCUCUUCCCGAGCGAGCGGCGCCUCGUCGAUCGCGUCUUCUUCGGCUUCUCGUCGGCGGCCGACCUCUCGUUUAUGGAGGUCUGUCGCGGAUCCACGAUUCAGCUGCUGAACUUCGCCGACGCCUUAGCGAUAGGAUCGCGGUCGCCGGAGCGCCUCUUCAAGAUUCUAGACGUGUUCGAUACGCUGAGGGAUUUGCUCCCCGAGUUCGAGUCCGUCUUCUCUGAUCAGUACUGUAUGUUGCUCAGGAACGAAGCGAUCACCAUCUGGAAACGGUUAGGUGAAGCAAUUAGAGGAAUUUUCAUGGAAUUGGAGAAUUUGAUCAGUCGCGACCCGGCCAAAGUUCCUGUUCCUGGCGGCGGGCUUCAUCCGAUUACUCGCUACGUGAUGAAUUACCUCCGAGCGGCGUGCCGGUCCCGGCAAACUCUUGAGCAAGUGUUCGAGGAGAACGCUUCGGCGAUGCCUCCCAUGGCGAAGCUCGAGGACCGAGCCUCGUCGUCGUCAAUGUCGGUUCAGAUAUCUUGGAUAAUGGAGCUUCUGGAGAGCAAUCUAGAGGCCAAGUCCAAGAUAUACAAGGACCCUGCUUUAUGCUACGUGUUCAUGAUGAACAACGGAAGAUACAUUGUUCAGAAGGUGAAAGACAACGAAUUGGGAUUGCUUUUGGGCGACGAUUGGAUCCGAAAACACACGGCCAAAGUCCGGCAAUUCCACGUGAAUUACCAGCGGAGCUCAUGGAAUAAGGUCUUGGGACUGCUGAAGCUGGACAGCUCCGUGGCGCCUAAUGUCGCCGCGAGGUCCAUGAAAGAAAAGCUCAAGUCUUUCAACCAGAGCUUUGAGGAGAUUUGCAAAAACCAAUCUACAUGGGUCAUUUUCGACGAGCAGCUGAGGGAGGAAUUGAAGAUUUCGGUGGCCAAACUUGUGUCACCCGCGUAUCAAAGCUUUAUUGGAAGGUUCCAGAACGUUCCUGAGCUGGGGAGGAAUGCUGAGAGGCACAUCAAGUAUGGCGCGGAAGAUAUAGAAGCUCGGAUUAAUGACUUGUUUCAGAGAAGUGGAGGAUCAACCGGUGGCCGGAGGUAGAGGUAAAUCCACUGACGAUAGUUUGUAUCUAGGAGUCUAUGCUUAAAACUGUACUUUUUCUCUCUUUUUUCUUGUAUGAAUGGUCUAAAAUUUAUUUGUGGCCUUCGGUUAGAUGUUUACUUGUGAUAAAAGUAGCGCUUUCUUUUUUCUACUCCCACGUUCAAUAGUGGAACUCAUAGACGGAUAAUAGUUUAUAUUUACUUUUGUAAAUUAUAUAGAAGUUUUGUUGCAUUCAAAAAA